Molecule: messenger RNA, 2123 nt
Organism: Girardinichthys multiradiatus
Lineage: Eukaryota; Metazoa; Chordata; Actinopteri; Cyprinodontiformes; Goodeidae
Product: Y+L amino acid transporter 2
Exons: 10
Coding region: 147-1691 (514 amino acids)
Biological process (GO): amino acid transmembrane transport
Cellular component (GO): membrane
Molecular function (GO): L-amino acid transmembrane transporter activity
Source: RefSeq, a predicted model, not a curated record
GUUUGUGCAGACAUUGCAACACUGGCCGACUGUCGCUGCCUCUCAGAUGUGAUCUCAUCAGUGCCCAACUGGAGACUUAAGAGGACGCCCUGACCCAGGAGAAAAAAAUAGACUUACUGAUCUCAUAAACAAGGAUUGUAGCACUGAUGGAAGAUUUAAGGCAGACUAUCGGGGUCAUGUCACAGACAAUAUGCCCAAGUUCACCAGCUGCUUCUGAGGAAGACCUAAAAAGUACAAAUGCUGGGCACCGGGAGAAGAUGCAGAUGAAGAGGGAGAUUUCCCUCAUCAAUGGGAUCUGCCUCAUCGUGGGCAACAUGAUUGGCUCUGGGAUCUUUGUCUCACCAAAGGGUGUUCUGAUGUACAGUGGCUCCUUCGGGCUCUCCCUGCUGAUCUGGGCUCUUGGAGGCUUGUUCUCUGUGUUUGGAGCCCUUUGCUACGCGGAGCUCGGUACCACCAUCCCCAAAUCCGGAGCCAGCUAUGCCUACAUCCUGGAGUCGUUUGGUGGCUUCCUGGCUUUCAUUCGUCUUUGGACGUCUAUUCUGCUGAUUGAGCCAGCCAGCCAGGCUGCAAUUUCUCUGACAUUUGCUUUUUAUCUGGUGGAGGCUCUCUAUCCAACCUGCCAGCCACCAUACGAUGGGGUACGACUCCUCGCCGCUGCCUGCCUCUGUAUAUUGAUCUUCAUUAACUGUGCUUAUGUGAAGUGGGGGACUCUGGUCCAGGACAUCUUCACAUAUGCAAAACUUAUGGCCCUCUUCCUCAUAAUCAUUGUUGGAAUCCUGAAAAUAGUGACAGGACAAAUAAAUAGCUUCGAGAGUCCAUUUGAGGGGUCCUCAACAGAUCCUGGAGCCUUAGCUCUGGCUCUCUACUCAGCUCUGUUCUCCUACUCAGGCUGGGAUACACUCAACUUUGUCACUGAGGAAAUUAAGAAUCCUGAGAGGAAUCUUCCCCUGGCCAUUGCCAUCUCCAUGCCCAUCGUGACCAUCAUUUAUCUGCUGACCAAUGCUGCAUACUAUGUAGUUCUAGACAUGCCAUCCCUGCUGGCCAGUGAUGCUGUUGCUGUGACAUUUGGAAAUGCAGCACUUGGUUCAUUCAACUGGAUCGUCCCUGUGUCCGUGGCCAUGUCCUGCUAUGGAGGACUCAACGCUUCCCUCAUUGCUGCUUCACGGCUUUUCUUUGUUGGAGCUAGGGAGGGCCACCUCCCCGACAGUCUAAGCCUGAUCCACCUGAACCGCUACACACCCAUACCUGCCCUGCUAUUCAAUGGGCUCAUGGGUCUGAUCUUCCUGUGUGUGGAGGAUGUCUUCCAGCUGAUCAACUACUUCAGCUUCAGUUACUGGCUUUAUGUUGGUCUCUCUGUGGCUGGCCUCAUCUACCUGCGCAUUAAACAGCCAGAGAGGCACAGACCAGUUAAGCUCAGCUUGUUCUUCCCCAUCGUUUACUGUAUGUGCAGCCUGUUCCUAGUCAUCGUCCCCCUGUACGGAGACACCAUCAAUUCUCUCAUAGGAAUUGGCAUAGCUCUGUCAGGUGUGCCGGUUUAUUAUGUCACCAUUUACCUGCCCGAGGAGAGGAAGCCUCGAUUCAUACGCAAACUCAACUCCUUGACCACCAAAUACACCCAGAUGUUGCUCUACUGCUGCCUGACUGAGUUCGACACUGAAGCAGGAACACCGGCAGGCAGUAAAACACAGUGAGAUGUGGACAGACUCCUCCGUUUAUCCGGCUGCUUUCUGGGGACUGGAAUGCAGGGCCCUGCGUGGACAGACCGGGAAAGAGCAGUAUGAUGGUUGUUGAGACUAAUAUUUUUGUCAGGCCAAGAUGAAAACAUUGCCUAACAUCUUAAACGACUCACUGAGAAGGAGCAACUUCAAGCUGGUUAUUUUUCCUCUUUUGUAUGUUCUGAGAAUAUCUUCUGUGAGGAUUUUUCAUGAAACAUUUGAAACAAAUGUGUAUCCAAAGCACACGUUUUUUAAAUGCUUCUAGCUGAAAGGAAAGAAUCCAGGCCUCUGUCAGGCUUAGCUUAGAAAAAACAUAUCAAAUUGUAUUAUUUUAUUCAUUCAGGGCCAAUUUGACAAUUUAUUUACUCUAUAAUACCAUUGUAAAGCACAGUAAAAUAUUUGAUUUCA